This is a messenger RNA of Blepharisma stoltei, 1590 nucleotides long. Lineage: Eukaryota; Ciliophora; Heterotrichea; Heterotrichida; Blepharismidae. The record is from the annotation of a GenBank genome assembly.
AUGUGGACUUGUGCAGUUCCAAUCGGAAUUAUUUUUUCGAGAUAUUUUAAAUGAUGGGGUCCGUGGUAUUUAAUUAUUCAUUUUUUAUUGAUGGCUGCUACUAUUGGAUUGACUAUGUGAAGUGCAAGCAAAAGAUACCAAGAUGAGGAGGCGAUAUUGCCAAUGGAUGAUCAAGAUAAUCAAGCUCAUAUGGUGAUCGGGCUUAUUAUCCUAUCUUUAGUUGUAGGAGAAGGGGUUUUGGGGCUUGCAGCAUUUUUUUCGAAAAUUUUUUCCAAACAAUUGCUUCCUAUUUCUUAUGCAAGGAAAUUGCAUCAGGUGGUCGGAUGGGGAUUGUUGAUUUCUGCCCUUGUAAAUAAUAAAUUUGGCUGGGAAUUAUAUGAUGAUAGCCAAAAUAAAACAUAUAUUGGCUUUAUGUUUGCGGUAAUUGGACCAAUUUUACUUUUUGAAUUUAGACAUCAGAUUAGCCCUUAUUGAAGAUUUUUAUCCUUUUAUUUUAGAAGAAAUAAACAAUUAUCUCAUAUUGAAGCUAUAGAGAAAAUUAGCAAAGAAGACAGAGAAUAUGUAUUUCUUGAAGAACUAGUAUUAGAUAUUACUUGGUUCAAAUAUGAUCAUCCAGGAGGCUAUAAUAUGCUAAAAAAUGUUAUUGGAGAAGAUGUAGGAAAAUACAUGAUAGGCUGCAGUAGCCAAAAAAACUACAACCCUUAUACCCAUACAAUCCAAGCCUUAGAAAUGGCUGGCCAUUUAUCUAUUGCCACUAUUCCCUACCCAAAAAAUUUUUUAAUCAGCACAAACAAAUCCAACCAAAAUUUAAUGACCUGAAAAAUUAUUGAAAAAAAUCAAAUUAAUGAAAACCAUUUUAUUAUCACAAUGACUUCAGAUGAAUUUGAAAUGAACGAAAAUUGAGAAAAAGCAGAAUGGCUUGGAAAACACUUUAAAUUGAUGAUGCCUCUAUCAUUUUCUAAUGUUUUUGAUAAAAGAAAAAAUAUUUCUCGAUAUUACAGCUGUUUUUUUGUAAAUUUAGACAAAUGAAGACAAGAAAUUCUUGCUGAAGGUUAUGAGGUUAGUGAGCCUAUAAAUAAAGAGAAAAAAGGCUUGAAAUUUAUUUUUAAGGUAUAUCCACUUGGGGUUGUUAGUAACUAUUUGAAUAAUUUACUUAUAAACGAUACUAUAUUAUUAAAAGGACCUUUAGGACCUGGACUAGGGAUUGAUAAUUUAUCUGGCAGCUUUCUUGCCGUUGCAGGGGGCACUGGAUUAAUUCCAUUUUUAGAUUUAGUGCGUUAUUUAUGGGUAAAUAGGGAAAAUCCUCAUGAAUUUAAAUUAAUGCUUUAUGUUUCCUUUGGGUCCCGAAAAGAUGCGUUUGCGAUUGAUUUAUUAAAAGCUACAGAGCAGGUAAUUGAUGAAAAUAUAUUUAAGCUUAUAUUAAUUUUUACCAGUGAAAAGGGAAAUCAAAAUAUACCAGAGAUUAUGGUGAAGCUUGGGAAAAAUAACCCAAAAAGAGCUUGGAUAUGUGGACCGUCAGGGUUUAAUAGGUUUGUAGAAGCAAAUUUAUUGGAAUCUGGGCUGGACAGAAAAAGAAUAGUAAUAAUGUAG